AUGCUGGAAUUUGGUCUUGGUUCAAGUGACACCUAUACCUGGGUUCUUCAAACUGUUCUUGAACCAUCAAAGGAAACCAGACCAGCUGUUCUUGAACCAUCAAAGGAAACCAGACCAGCUGUUCUUGAACCAUCAAAGGAAACCAGACCAGCUGUUCUUGAACCAUCAAAGGAAACCAGAUCAGCUGUUCUUGAACCAUCAAAGGAAACCAGACCAGCUGUUCUUGAACCAUCAAAGGAAACCAGACCAGCUGUUCUUGAACCAUCAAAGGAAACCAGACCAGCGGAAACCAGACCAGCUGUUCUUGAACCAUCAAAGGAAACCAGACCAGCUGUUCUUGAACCAUCAAAGGAAACCAGACCAACUGUUCUUGAACCAUCAAAGGAAACCAGACCAGCUGUUCUUGAACCAUCAAAGGAAACCAGACCAGCUGUUCUUGAACAUUCAUAG
Molecule: messenger RNA, 450 nt
Organism: Penaeus indicus
Lineage: Eukaryota; Metazoa; Arthropoda; Malacostraca; Decapoda; Penaeidae
Product: balbiani ring protein 1-like
Exons: 3
Coding region: 1-450 (149 amino acids)
Biological process (GO): microtubule cytoskeleton organization
Cellular component (GO): microtubule
Molecular function (GO): calmodulin binding; microtubule binding
Source: RefSeq, a predicted model, not a curated record